AUGAUAAAGAAACGUAAUUUUUGUUUUGCUUUGUUUGUUUUGUGUUUUGCACUUCUGGGCCACCGUACUGAAAUCUACAACUCCAAGACUGAGGACGGUGAAGACAUUGUGGAAACUGCUGUUUCAUGCAAUGGAACAUGGCAAAGAAGGGGAUUUACCUUGUCGCACGGAUGUGUAACGGUCAUUUCCAUGGAAAAUGGAAAAAUGUUGGACGUAGAACCCUUGAGCAAGGUCUCCAAAGCAUGCAUCAUUUCAACCUUAGUGCCAAAGCAACUAUUGAAGUCUUCAAAGCCUUUGGUAAUAAAUCCAGGAGCUUUUCGUGUUGCUGGAGUAAGGGAAGCCGAUCGGUUUCGUGUUACGAAAUCUAGCUACGAGGCGAAGGAGAAGAAUAAAGUGCAGAGAAAGGUCAUUAGGGGAAGAAAUAAGAGGAAAG
This is a messenger RNA of Paramuricea clavata, 433 nucleotides long. NCBI's taxonomy places the organism in Eukaryota, Metazoa, Cnidaria, Anthozoa, Malacalcyonacea, Plexauridae. The record is from the annotation of a GenBank genome assembly.